Messenger RNA from Bipolaris maydis ATCC 48331, 1395 nucleotides. RefSeq lists its product as uncharacterized. The record is from RefSeq and is a predicted model, not a curated record. Lineage: Eukaryota; Fungi; Ascomycota; Dothideomycetes; Pleosporales; Pleosporaceae.
AUGAGGUUGACCCAGCUUGUCACCCUCUUUGGAGGUGCUGUAAUUGCAGUCCAGCCUCUUGUAGCUCCUCAUGGCCAGCGUGCCCUGAACGACACACACUCCACGGUUUUCAUGGUCACGUCCACGUACCUGGUCUCCGAGAUCUGCACCGAUGUUGCGAGAUGCCCUCCUUAUACCACCGAGGUCCAGACUUCUGUCAUUCACGUCACCGACACGACCACUGUCUGCCUUCUUUCUUCUACACCUUCUGAGUACGGACCUCCGGUUUCUGCUACUACAGCUUUGUCAAUUACCAGCUCGGUCUAUCCCACUGAGUCAGGGAUCUCGGUUAGCAUCAUACCAGGUUCUUACAUCUCUGUGUAUCCGGGUGUCAGUAUCUAUCCACAAACCAGUGUCUUGAUUACAGAUGUCACUUCCUCAAGUGUGUACGUGUCGCCGACUGUUACAACCUCUCAGCCGUCCAUAUCAGUCAGUCACGUUCCCACCCCCAAACCGAGUGCAUCAAUCUCAUACACGGCCACAAGCACUCCGGUGGUAAGCAUGUCCAGUGCGGCUUCGUCGGUCUCAAUCACGGGCACUGUCGGUACUUCAUACUCGGUAUCUUCGGUAGGCUCGAGCUCUGUUGGCUACUCAAGUGCGUACGUCUCGCCUCCUGCCGUCUCGGUAGUGCCGUCAUACGCAGACUCUAGCUUGGUUGCUACUUUUAGUUCGUCGGCAGUCUCUCACUCAUACCCUGGUCCCAACACUCCCAGCAGCUUAGCGGGUACCUCGACGACUGAUUUAGUCUCGGUCCCUACUUAUGUCUUUGAUACUACUUCAAUGCCAGGAUAUGUUCUGUCUUAUACAGCCACACCAUCGAGCAGCAAUAACAAUGCACUAUCUGCUUCUUCUACAGCAUCAUACCCGGGGGCCAGCUUUGUAAGUUCAUAUUCGGAAGGGUACGUUGUUUCCACAGGCAGUACCAUUGCGCCAAUUUAUCCCACGGUUCCUUCACCAACUUGGCCAUCCUCGAGCAGGUAUACGACACUAUCUGGUUCUCUCAGCCCUUGGUCGCCGACAUACCCCAGCUCCACUGUACUCGAGAGCACGAAUGUGAUUACCAGCUAUCACAUCCAUCUGUCCACAUCCUAUGCUACUGCAUCGAUUUCUUCUGGUGGCUCCGGCAACUACACCGAGACCAGCGCUCAGACUAUCCCCACAUAUGUUCCAUCAGGCGUCUCCACUGGCCUUUCGGGAUCUGGGCAUCCAUACCCUUACGCCAGCGCAAACGGAUCGGUUAUUGGCCCUUUGCCCAGCUACAUGGAGGUUCCUUUCAACACAGGACAUCGCAUUGGGACAGGGAGAUGGUGUGGCACAGUGAUUGUCCUGGUUCUUUGCCUUGCCAGCCGGGCAUAG